AUGAGGGCUCCGAAGAGGCCGAUCCACACCGUAUCGACAUGGGUUCGACGCCAGCCGCCGAAAGUCAAGGCCUUUCUGGCCGUCGUAACGGGCAUGGCGGCUCUGGUCGUGCUCCGAUUUAUCGUUCACGAUCACGAUAACCUCUUUGUUGCAGCUGAGGCUGUGCACUCAAUUGGAAUCAUGGUGCUAAUCUACAAGCUCACGAAGGAGAAGACUUGUGCUGGGUUAUCACUCAAAUCCCAAGAGUUAACAGCUAUGUUUUUAGCUGUGAGAUUGUAUUGCAGUUUUGUGAUGGAAUAUGAUAUACACACCCUGCUUGAUUUAGCUACGCUGGUGACGACCCUCUGGGUUAUUUAUAUGAUCCGCUUCAACUUAAAGUCUAGUUACAUGGAGGACAAAGACAAUUUUGCAAUAUACUAUGUCGUGGUACCAUGUGCUCUAUUAGCUUUGUUCAUUCAUCCAUCAACGUCUCAUCAUUUAUUGAACAGGAUUUCCUGGGCAUUUUGUGUGUAUCUGGAAGCUGUUUCCGUACUGCCCCAGUUGCGCGUCAUGCAGAACACAAAGAUUGUUGAGCCAUUCACAGCUCAUUAUGUGUUUGCACUGGGUGUCGCAAGGUUCCUCAGCUGUGCCCAUUGGGUUCUCCAGGUAUUAGAUACUCGCGGACACUUGCUUGUAGCCUUGGGCUACGGGUUAUGGCCUUCUAUGGUUCUUAUUUCAGAAAUUGUUCAGACUUUCAUAUUAGCAGACUUCUGUUACUACUAUGUCAAAAGUGUUUUUGGAGGGCAGCUAGUCCUCCGUCUCCCUUCUGGAGUUGUAUGA
Messenger RNA from Prunus armeniaca (apricot), 819 nucleotides. Lineage: Eukaryota; Viridiplantae; Streptophyta; Magnoliopsida; Rosales; Rosaceae. The record is from the annotation of a GenBank genome assembly.